AUGGGCAAUUGUCUUGCAAUGGUAUGUCGCCGCUGUGCCCCCGGUCGAUUGCUACGUCGAUGUUGUCCUUGUAUCUAUCGGUGUCUUUACAGCAGGCAUAAUGAAUAUUUCUUUCUGAAAUUCAUCUUCGGAAUCGUUGUUGGAACAGGAUUUGGAGCAGCUCUCCAUUACACUGUGAUCAAUAAGCUUCCUUAUCCGUGGUUUGAAAGAUCUGUCCUCGGUGGUACCAUCACCAUUCUUGCAGGUUUAGGGUUCGGUGUCUCCGUACAGAUACGAUGCAUGCUGUGUCUCGUCCUACCACACUUCUUUGGCAAGAACGGGCGAGGCAUUCUCACAUCUCUCGCCGUCGUUUACUUGAUGGCCGGUCCAAUAAAAAACAUAUUGGACAACGGGCAAGAAUCGGCCCGUUCAAUCUCUUGCACAGCUGCGCUGAGUUUCAACCAUAGCAAGGAGAUAUUUGACUUGCUUCACAGACCAUUCACAAACGCCUUUAGAAAUCUGGAGCUGCAAAAAGAUGACAUUGAAGCCCUAGCGGAUAAGGUUAAGGCCAAGUUCAGGAGCUUCCAAGAUGAACUCGAAAGGAAGGUGGAGGGCCGGAAAGAAAAGGAACAAGAGGACUAUGGCAAAAAGAUGGAAUUUAGAUGUGAAGAUAUAUUUUCGAAGAGUGUGGACAAGUGCCGGGAUGUAUUUCGUGAUAAGGAGAAGGAUUGCUACAAAGCAUUGAAGGUUCCAGGGGUGAAACACUUACUGUGCUUGCCUCUCAAGAUGACAUUCUUAUGUCGUAUAUUUCAAGUAUUUGAUUUUAUGUGUGAUAAAGCACCAGUGGAUACAAACGGCUUGAUGGAUACCUACUAUGAAACCAAAAGGGCCUUGAAAAAUUUUGCCAACAAUUUCAAGGCCGACCUAAAAUGGCAGGUGACCCAGUUGCUGUCACUGGUUGAAAGAGUGUCUGUUCAAGAGCUCCAAGCCGCUGUCAACCACGAGAUCGCAAGGAAGAAGCUUUGGUUUGAUCUCAUCAUCGGUAUCACCAGAGCCGUACUCUCUGUCACGUUCAUCUUGGUCUUCAAGAGUGCAUUUGAAUACAACAACCGAUAUCUACGAGAAAUUCGCUUCGACAAUGUUUAUAUGACGUCAUACUUUAUGAAAAUAGAUAGAAGACGACGAAGAGAGGGUCGGAAGUCGUUGUUGCCGUUGAAAAAAUCAGAACAGAAGGAAUUAGUCGAACCAUUCAAAUGUAAACUGCAGAAGGCAGAGAAAGGAAAAUUUCUGAAGAGUAUCCUUCGCUUACUCCCUCAAAUCCUCGUCACCAUCUUCAUCAUCGCCAUUGAUUACAUCUUCUUCUCCGCUCUCGAUCUUAUUCAACGUCAUAGUCAGGUGGAUUUUAAAUUCAAUGAUUGUUUGCCCGUACCAAAUAAAGUGAAGAGAAGUACCAAUAUCCUCAUAAUGGGUCUAUGGAUGUCAGUAUUAGCUCUCCUCUACUUUGAAGCAUAUGGCUUGAGAAUCAGAAGGGUGAUAUGUGCUUUCUUUUAUCCAAAGAGGGAGAAGAAGCGAGUGCUGUUUCUAUACAACGAGAAUCUCAAGAAAAGAGCGGGAUUUCUUCGACAUGCUCGCAGAAAAGUGCGUCGUAUGGUUAAAGAACAAAACCUCUUGAAGGAAAUUGGCAUCCUAGCUGAGCUGCGUCACAGCUACCCUCGAAUGUGUGGCUGGUUGUUUCGACUUGGAUUAGGAAAGAAAAGAUGUCUUAUAUGUGCUGAGGUGGAGAGUAAGGGAGCCAGGCACUGCAAGAACAGAAGAUGUACUUUUAUGUAUUGUCGACAGUGUUAUGACGAUGUUCAGGGUGUAUGCUACGCAUGCACGGCAGUCUCUGACUCGGAUGACGAGUCAAGCUCAGAAUGGGAUAUAUGA
Messenger RNA from Lytechinus variegatus (green sea urchin), 1905 nucleotides. Its product is annotated as E3 ubiquitin-protein ligase DCST1-like. The record is from RefSeq and is a predicted model, not a curated record. Bases 1 to 1905 code for a protein of 634 amino acids. Gene Ontology annotation, cellular component: membrane. NCBI's taxonomy places the organism in Eukaryota, Metazoa, Echinodermata, Echinoidea, Temnopleuroida, Toxopneustidae. The transcript has 15 exons.